Solanum tuberosum (potato) is the source of this 717-nucleotide messenger RNA. RefSeq names its product probable L-type lectin-domain containing receptor kinase S.5. Bases 79 to 687 code for a protein of 202 amino acids. Gene Ontology annotation, molecular function: protein kinase activity; ATP binding. The record is from RefSeq and is a predicted model, not a curated record. Gene Ontology annotation, biological process: protein phosphorylation. The transcript has a single exon. NCBI's taxonomy places the organism in Eukaryota, Viridiplantae, Streptophyta, Magnoliopsida, Solanales, Solanaceae.
GUUGCCUCAGCAUUGCACUAUCUGCACAAUGAGUAUGAGCAGAGGGUGGUCCAUCGCGACCUGAAGGCGAGUAACAUCAUGCUUGACUCAAAGUUCAAUGCGCGCCUUGGGGACUUUGGCCUUGCACGGGCACUUGACAACGAAAGGACCUCGUAUGCUGAGGCAGAAGGAGUGCUUGGCACAAUGGGAUACAUUGCACCAGAGUGUUUCCACACAGGGAAAGCCACACAGCAAUCUGAUGUAUACGCGUUUGGGGCAGUGUUGUUGGAAGUUGUAUGUGGCAAGAGACCUGGAACCAAGAUUAAUGGCUUUCAAUUCUUUGUUGAUUGGGUUUGGUACUUGCACCGCGAUGGCCGUAUCUUGGAAGCUGUUGAUCCAAGGCUUGGAGGUGACUAUGUUGCUGAUGAAGCAAAGAAACUUCUACUGCUUGGUUUGGCUUGUGCACAUCCUAUAGCUAUUGACAGGCCUAAAACACAGGCAAUAGUUCAGAUUAUAUCAGGGUCAGCACCAGCACCAGAAGUUCCACCAUUCAAGCCAGCAUUUGUGUGGCCAUCAAUGAUGCCAAUUGACAUAGACUCAAGUGUUAUGGACACAACAUCCAUUACUACUUCUCACUUCAAUUCAGGAUGGAGUCUUGACUAUCAAAGCAGGGAGACCCCAACAUAUGCAGACCACUCUUUGGUGUAGUUACUUUGAUGGUAAACAACUAUUACCAAA